AUGACCAAUUUCGUUCUGCUAGCCGCAUCGCUCCUUCUUAAUUCAUGUUCAGCGCAAGAAUCGAAUGACACAUCUUUGGAAAAAUGUCAAGGCCCCAUCAACAGUAUCGCCAACGGCGACCAGUACUCCAACUCGACCGGAACAGCCCGCCUACCCUCAAACCCAAUACACGAUGAUGACUGGUACGUCAGCGUCACCAUCACCGAUAGACGCGAUCCGAAUCACAUCUACGGGACCGAAAUGCCCUGGCAAGAGAGAGAAGCGUUUAUAAGUGUUCCUGAUUCGCUGGCUGGAAGUCAAGAUGGUAAUCAGACCGAGUACUGCGUCUACGAACUCCCGGGCCAAGAUGCCUCUUCGCAGCAGGAAGCUGGAGAUUGCAGCGGUGUGCUGAGCGACGACUGCAUUGACGCCUUGAUGAAGAAUACGCCGGUCAUGUCGGAUGGCCAAUGUUAUAAGCCAGAGAAUGUCGAAGACGCCUGUGGAAUGGUUGCGUCGCAGCCAGUUGGUCAGUUUAUUCCGCUCUUACUCCGUUCAGCGACAGCGUCUUUGCGGCUUGCUGGUCUGUUCAUACAUCGGACGUGUACUGACGUCGUGAAAAGUACCGAGUGCAGUUUGUCCGAGAUGCCACAUGUCGAUAUACCGGACAAUUAUCGCACCUACUACGCCCACUACGUGCCUGUAUCUGAAGGCGGGGGUGGUUACGAGAACUUCGACCUUUACGAUAGGCACGUUCGCGAAGCAGUGCCCAUGGUCUUCACCAUCAAGUCUCCGGGUGGUACCAUCGCCCACAAGGCUGUUUGUGUAGCACCAAACAAUGUCGUUGACGGUAGCCGUGUUCCAGAGUCUGCUGCUGCUCAGUUGUCCUCCGGGGCUUCACUGGUAGCAGCUCUUACUGUUAUGGCUUUUGUAUCUGUUCUUUCCAUAGCCUGA
This is a messenger RNA of Alternaria arbusti, 930 nucleotides long. RefSeq lists its product as uncharacterized. The record is from RefSeq and is a predicted model, not a curated record. The transcript is spliced from 2 exons. Bases 1 to 930 code for a protein of 309 amino acids. Lineage: Eukaryota; Fungi; Ascomycota; Dothideomycetes; Pleosporales; Pleosporaceae.